This is a messenger RNA of Notodromas monacha, 3452 nucleotides long. Lineage: Eukaryota; Metazoa; Arthropoda; Ostracoda; Podocopida; Cyprididae. The record is from the annotation of a GenBank genome assembly.
AUGGCAGAUUUUCACACUGAAGCCGUGGCGAGUUUUGAGAAAUCGCCGGCAGCUGGAUUGAGAGUUGCGAGUCCGAAACCUGGGGCCUGGUUUGCUGUGGCAUAUUUACCCGCGUGGGACGAACGAGUUAAUUUGCAGGGUUUCUCGCAUAAAUGCAGAUACAGCAUUGGAGUCGUGGCUCACUGGGUUCGCAGUGAAGAAAUAAAAACCCUCGUGCUUGGUCAAAAUCAUCAACUAGAAACGACAAGCAGUUUUCGACGUUACAGGUUUUACGUGGAUGGAGGAGUGGCAUCGGUGAAGCUGAUUUUCGACGGGUGUCGAGCAGUUAAUGGGUCAGAGCGGCGAUUGGCAGAUGUCAGCUCUUGUCUGACAAACAUGGUUCUUGUCCCUGAAGCCCCGCCAUUUGAUGCUGCUUCUGAAGCAUCUGCGGUGCUUCUUGGUGAUCUCGGCUUCGGAGCUGGACAAGUCAUCAAGGAAGUGUCGACUGGCAUUCGACACGACGGUUCACACUAUUACUUGGGGGUCACCUCACCUGGAAAGGUCAAUUUUAGUGUACGGAUCGAACCCGGAACUGUGUGUGAUACUGGAGGAAAUCUCAGAAACUGUCCGAAUUGGGUGAAGUUGACACGAGUGAGCAGAUCCGUGGAUUUUGAGGCUGACUUUUUCGUGGAGGAUGCGGAUGAUGAAAUCAACCAAGUCAUGCUGAAAGAAGAUCGUCCGGUUUUGUUGACUUUUGUAGUCUUGAGUUACGUUGACAUUGGUGGAUCGCUGCAUAUAAGAAUCUCCCCGGAUUUUAGUUCAAACAGCUCAGCGGAGGUCGUGACGGAGACUCCGAGUCAAGUGACGUUAGUGAAAGCGUUUCUUGACACUGCGACGAUUUUGCAAUCUGUUCCCGGAAACCGAAGCCCGAACCUGACAGCAAGUUUUACAAAAAAGACUGAUUUCCUGUCGAUUCCCUUCCCUCGAGCGGGUUCCUACUCACUUUAUCUGACGCUGGAGUGCUUCAAUUCUCAAAGCCGAGCCGCGGAAGUUUGUCGCGAAGCUGACAAUGGAAACGGUAUCCCGAUCCAGGUUGACGUCAUGACCCGGAUGUGCGCAGUUCCGGAUUGGGAUGGAGAGCGUCGUUUGUGUGGAAGAAGAGGAACAUGCAUAGAAUUACAUCGAAGACGAUGGUUCUUCUCGACAUGCGAGUGUUAUCCCGGUUACACCGGCUGGAAUUGUUCUCAAGAUGUCAACGUCGGCUGGACGUUUUCUUCCCAAGAAAUGCUGUCGCCUGGGCGAGCCAUGUUCAUACUGACCUUGUCGAACGCUGCUUUCAUUCCCGUCAUUGUGCUCGCUGUCCGACGACGACUUUGGACCCCUGCUGGUGUUUACGCGGCGAUGGCGGCUUUCUCUGUUGCGUAUCACGUUUGCGACGAAACGAGCAAUGCGUCGGAACCCGCGCUUGGAUACGAGCUCUGUAUCGUGUGGUUUGAGGUGUUGGCCUUUUUGGAUUUCCUCGGCUCGAGUGCGGGGAUCUGGGUCACGGUGACGAGUCUGGCGGACGUGAGUCCAGGUGUGGAGUCGGCUCUGAUGGUUGUUGGCGUCCUGUUCCUCGCUGGAGGAGUUCGAUAUUCCAGGACGGGUUUGGUGCCGAUCUUCCUGCCUUUGUUGCUGGGUGCUGCUAUAGCGGUGGGGACGAAUGCCAGAACAUUUUGGCGCAAACGCAAAGUUGAGGUCGAGUGGCGAUUGGUUGUGAUAGGAGCUUCUAUUGCACUUGCCGGCUUUUGUCUGUAUGCUUUUGUCGAAACAAAACUGAACUAUCCGGUCGUGCACAGUGUGUGGCACAUGGUGAUUGCCUUAGCACUGGUGUUUCUGCUCCCACGUUUCCCUCGUCACGAGCCAAACCUGAGUCGAGACUCGGUGCGUUACUCGGGCACAGAAUUGAUGCUGGUGACGAACCAUUCGGAAAUGGAUGAUGACGCCUGGCUGAUUGAUGGAGCGGAACGAACGGCUGAGUCUUGACGGGCUUGAAUAUUUUCCAGUAUUUGUUCAGCAAAAAAAAAAAAAAGACGAAGGUUUUGAUUUCCUGGAACUUCACCAGUGACAUGUAGAUUCAGAGGAAUUUUUGGAACGAAACAAAAGAUAGUUGCUUUCGGGAUAUUUCACUGCAAAAUGCUUUCGAAGGCCCUUUUGAGGACAACAGUGUUACCGAGAGGAGGUCUCUCUUUUUUGAGAUUUGCCUCGACAGCAUUCCAAGAUGGUUAUUUUUGGACGACGACCUGGUCUAACUUUGAGAAUUUUCGUUUCGUUUCCGGGUGUUUUUUUUUAUGAAACUGUUGCUUUGCUUUUCUUGGUUCUUCUCUCUUCAACGCCCGACGUCCUGGACAUUUUGAUUUUAUUUUAAUGUUGUGUAGAUGUCGCCGCUGUGUCUAGUCCAAUAAGGUUCAGCCUAAUGUUGAGUACAGUACUGUAAUUACUGGAGUACCACGCGCACCUUUUUUCUAAAAAUUAAAAGGAAAACAUGGGGUGGUCAUAGGCAGGAGGACAAUUUAAAAAAAUGUUGAAAGUAUCACACUUGAAUAUAAUGUGAAUUUUUUAAAGGAACUUCGUAAAAAUCAGAACAAUUGAAAAUUAAUUGAAUUUAGGUUGAAUUCCUUUUCAUAUUUGAAUUCUGGUGUCUCUAAUUUUUGAAAUACAGUCUUGUGGUUUUCCAGUAACAAAAAAUUGGGUGCGUGUCUUACUCAGGGAUAGAAUUUUAUCAGAAUUCUAGGAUUAAGAAUUGGGGUGUUUGUCAUACUCAAGGGCACGUGGUACUCUAUUACAAAUGGUAUUAGGAUCAACUUAGGCGAGUUUAUUCUUGGAAUCGGCCUAGUUGAGGUUGAAUCUGUUUGACUAGUGACAUCUGUUGAACAUUCCAGAAAUCAAGGUCGGUCGUUGGAGAACCCCUCUGCCUAAUAAGUCCUGAUGAGUUCAUUGGAGGAAUGAUAAUUCGAUGCAUUUAAAAGAAGAACCUCUGAGAGUGCAAUUCCGUCCUGGUGACGUCUGUCCCGAAAAGGUGCAUGAAUCAGCGCGUAGAACUUGAAAGCAAGAAUGGAAUAUUUUUUACGGAAUCAUUUCGGGAAAUGAUUUGAAUGUUGCCGAAGCUCUGUGAGAAUUCUUAUGUGGUUCUCUUGUGCUUCGUAUCCCAAUGAUUGAGGAAGUACUGUAGUCAGAAAAUUGUAGUACGCGUUUUUUUAGUUGUAACAAAAGAUUGAAAUCAUUUUUUAAAGCAUUUUUUAAAUCGUGCGUUGAAAAACCUUGGCUUGAGUCUUGCGGCGAAAACUUCUUUUUUUCGUAGUCUGAGGAAGAGGAAGAAAAAAUUGAGCCGAUUUCACGGUUGUCUUCCAGCAGUGUUCUCAGGACCCGCUCGGCAUUUUUUGUGUGUGCUUAGCUUGGAUGAGGCUGGCGAAUAAAUUCUAACCGCGAAGUAA